Acanthochromis polyacanthus (spiny chromis) is the source of this 1079-nucleotide messenger RNA. RefSeq names its product 1-phosphatidylinositol phosphodiesterase-like. NCBI's taxonomy places the organism in Eukaryota, Metazoa, Chordata, Actinopteri, Pomacentridae. Gene Ontology annotation, molecular function: phosphoric diester hydrolase activity. The transcript has 3 exons. The record is from RefSeq and is a predicted model, not a curated record. Bases 59 to 958 code for a protein of 299 amino acids. Gene Ontology annotation, biological process: lipid metabolic process.
CUGGAGUAGUUUACUUUUGAAUCCUCCUGGCUGCGAGAUUACUCACAUUUCUGGAAGAAUGACGGCUGCUCACAAGUCUCUGAUCCUCCACCUUGUUCUGCUAUGUGCCAUAUUUUUGUGCCAUGGCAAAGACCUUUACUUCAACGACAAUAAAAACCUCGUCCUCCCGGGGUCGUACAAUAUUCCAUGGAUGGCAGGCGUCCAGGAUUUCCGCACUCUGUCUCUCAUCACCAUCCCUGGCACUCACGACAGCAUGGCCGUGUACGGAGGCCCGGAGCUCGAGUGCCAGGUCUUGUCCCUGAAGGACCAGCUGAGGGCCGGGAUUCGCUUCCUGGAUCUCAAAGUGUUUGGGCUGGCCGACACCCUGUACGUCAUGCACGGGGUGAUGUACCAGCACAGCACCUUCAAGGAAGUUCUGGACACUGUCAGAGCCUUCCUGUCAGAGUUCAAGUCCGAGGCUGUGCUCAUUAGGGUGCAACCAGAGUCUUUUGAGAAGAGUACAGUCAAUGAGAUGGUGCGCAUUCUGAUCAGUAAUGACCAGAAUGUGUGGGUGAGCUCUGGAAUGCCCAACAUGGGCCAGGUCAGGGGAAAAAUUGUCUUUUUGCAGCAUAAUACCUUCACACUGGGAAUCCCCCUCAUAAACACCAUUGGUAAGGGCAGCGAUAAGGUCAGCCACAUUAAAGACAAAGACAAUACGAUAGUCAAACAGCUGAAUGAAGCCACAGAGGCCUGCGGGGGCGAUAACGCCGUGUUGACCUACACCAGUGGCACCGGCUUUGGCACAUUCUGGGGAAUGUUUCUGACCCCGAAGAGAGUGGCUGAGAAGGUGGACCCAUGGCUUAACCAGUACCUGAUGCAGUUUUACCCCAAUCAGCCCCGGCCGUGCUUCGGUGUCAUUGCCAUGGAUUUCCCCGGCAUUGACCUCAUUCAAACCAUCAUCAAUUUAAACUGGUGGUAGAUAUUAAAUCUGAAAUCCUUCCUGCUCCUUUUCUGUCUCUCUUCUGAUUAUGUACCCUGAGCAAAUGAACAUUUUCUGAUCUUUUGACAAAAUAAACACAUUUUACUCUACUGCAACUUCA